AUGGAUCCAAUGGAGGAAGGAAACGUGAGCUGUGGAGUUAAAAACUGUGCCACGCCAGGAUUCAAAGACUACCGCUUCGACAUAGUAAUCCACAAGGAGUUACCAUGGUCUGGAUUCAUCUGGCUUGUCUUCAGCCUUCUUGGAAACACACUGACCCUUCUGGUGGUUUGGCUCCGCCCACACAUGAGAAGCUCCACCGACCUCUACCUGGGCAGCAUGGCUGUUAGUGACCUGCUGAAUCUCCUGCUGCUGCUUCUGGAUAUACACAAGGUCAUGAUAGGGUUAGGAGUCUUCGCCUGUAAGCUGACCGUGUUCCUCUCAGAGUGCUGCUACUACUGCACCAUCCUCCACAUCACCUUUCUCUCCCUGGAGAGGUACCUGGUUGUCUGCUGGCCAAUCACCUCCAAGACGCUGAUGACACAUCGCAGACCCAGGGCUGUGAUUGGCUGCCUCUGGCUGGGAGCGGCUGUCAGUGCAGCACCAUUUUUGGUCAUGGUGGAAGUGGAUCAUAAGGGAAAAGAGCAUGAAAAAGAAUAUUGCGGAUUAUCACACUCCUCAUUCUCCUCUGGCCUCAUGUUGCCCAUAUUAAUUAUCUACAACCUGUACUUCCUGGUACCCCUGUGCAUCCUGGGACUGGUCUUCAUCCUGAUUGGACGGACUCUGAGGCUCCGUCCAAAAGGCAGCCUUAAAGACAAGAGUCAGCAACGCACAGUCAAGAUGCUGGGAGUGAUCUUCUUGGCCUUCUUCCUGUGCUGGCUGCCCUACAUCGUCUGUCAGACCAUGUUUUCUGGCAUCAACCCUCUGGUGUACCACUUGAUGUCCGCCAGGUACAGACACGCUAUCUUUGAGCAACCUGAUGGUGGAUGUUGGGAGGAAACCACUGCAGCCAACCUCCACAGGGAAAACUACUCCUACUACUACAGAUCCAGGUUAAGCAGAGACAAUAACAACAUCAUGUGCUGGAAGCAGCUGGCCAAUCACAACAGGGUAAGUCAGCUGGCCAAUCAGAGCAGACUGGACUAUGGGUGUGGCCUUAAAUAG
Messenger RNA from Limanda limanda (common dab), 1041 nucleotides. Its product is annotated as growth hormone secretagogue receptor type 1-like. The transcript has 6 exons. Gene Ontology annotation, molecular function: growth hormone secretagogue receptor activity. The record is from RefSeq and is a predicted model, not a curated record. The coding region runs from base 1 to 1041 and encodes 346 amino acids. NCBI's taxonomy places the organism in Eukaryota, Metazoa, Chordata, Actinopteri, Pleuronectiformes, Pleuronectidae. Gene Ontology annotation, biological process: hormone-mediated signaling pathway; G protein-coupled receptor signaling pathway. Gene Ontology annotation, cellular component: plasma membrane.